Messenger RNA from Nilaparvata lugens (brown planthopper), 1725 nucleotides. Its product is annotated as endocuticle structural glycoprotein SgAbd-2-like. Lineage: Eukaryota; Metazoa; Arthropoda; Insecta; Hemiptera; Delphacidae. Bases 125 to 709 code for a protein of 194 amino acids. Gene Ontology annotation, cellular component: chitin-based extracellular matrix. The record is from RefSeq and is a predicted model, not a curated record. The transcript is spliced from 3 exons. Gene Ontology annotation, molecular function: structural constituent of chitin-based larval cuticle.
UAUCCUCAGUAUCGUUUUGUAUCCUGCCAAGAAGUGCCUUUCUUCCUUCCUGCAUUCACGCACGCACUUACACCCAUCACACACACACGCGUUUGUUGGGCGUAUACAAGGAUCACUCCCAGCUAUGUUUACGUUACUUCUCGUAGCCGCCCUAUCGGGUACAGUCCACUCAGCCACCCAAUCACAGUACAGUCUCUUCACGAGGGUUCACCCCGUUCAUCCGACUCAAGUGCCGCAUCUCCAGCAUGCUCCGGAAGCCAGCUAUCACCCUGAGCAGCUGCAGAGACAUCAUGAGGCGCCACUUCCCAUCGCGGUGGCCGCCUACACCCGUAGAGACGCACAAGCCAAGGAGUUCGUCCCUAUCUUGGCCUACUCCAAUGAUAUUGCGUUCGACGGAACUUACUCUUACAAUUACGAGACAGGUGACGGUAUGACUCGUCAGGAAAGUGGAGUGAUGAACAACAGGGGGACCCCGGACGAGGCCCCCUCAGUGACGGGGUCCUACUCCUACACAGACCCCGAGGGUCGCCUCAUCAAAGUCAACUAUGUCGCCGAUGCAAACGGAUUCAGAGCGGAAGGGGACCAUCUCCCCACCCCUCCCCCUAUCCCGGAGGCAAUCCUGAGGUCGCUGGAGUACAUAGCCGCCAAACAGAGAUCGGAGCCGAUAGAUAGGAAUAGCUACAAUGAGAGGAUAGUUACUUCUAAGUGAUCUCUGGUUAGGAAUAGAAGUUUUUUGAGGAAAGAAAACGAAAAACUGAUCAAUAAUAGUGUUAUUGGAACUUUAGAAAGAGUACUACUUAAACCCAAAACUCUUACUUGAUGAUAGCUCUUACUUGAAAUUGAAGGCCGCCAUUGGGGUAUUUUAGCACGAAAUAUUAUAUCUAUAUAUUUGUAAUACUGUAGAUUACAAAGGCAUUGGUAUGAAAUAAACUUAUAGGUUGCCCCCUCAAUGGCCGAUUUCAAUUCCAAGUAAGACACUAGCGCUACAUGUGAGUCUAUACAUCUUAAAGGCCUUUGCUUAAACCUAUGAUCAUAAUAAUUAUAAUGAACUGCAAUUUUGUGUGAAAGUAGUGUAAUUCUUUAUAGUGAAUCUUUAUGAUGAGAAAUUUUGUGGUAUUUCUCUAUAAUUAUUGGAAAAAUACGUCUUGUAAGAUCACCACGUUUAGUGAGGUCCACGUUAAAAUGGUAGUGGAGAAAUGGAUAGGAGGAAAACGUUGCCGAACCUCUGUCUUGUCAAUGCCUUGUAUAGACGGUAGCUGAUACAGGUUCAUUGAUGCAAUAUUAUCUGUUAAUUCUCGUUUAAAAUAAUCAAUUAUAUUUUAUUAAGCAAGAGAUUAUAUUUUUCAAUAAUUUCAUGAUGAAUUUUCAUAAUUAACAUGAAAUAUUUUGUUUAUUAAUGAUUAAUUCUACAUUGUUAAAAGACGUUCUGGCAACAGAGCGGAUCAAGAAAGAGAUAGCGCUAUCCGCUUUGUUGAAUGAUAGGCAAGGAUAGCAAUACCAUUGCUAAUCAAACACUGCCAUUAUAACGUGGAUCUCACUAUAUUAAGGCUAGCUACACACACAUCAAUUUUUGUUCGUACAAUUUUUUACCGUCCUUAUGAAUUCCAUUAGAUUGAACAGAUGAUGUUUGGCAAGUUCCGAUUAAUCUGGUAGAAUUGAUAAGAGAGGCAAGAAAUCGUACGAACAAAAAUCAAUGUGUAUGUAACUGGCUUCAGAUGUUGAUGU